Geodia barretti is the source of this 1848-nucleotide messenger RNA. The record is from the annotation of a GenBank genome assembly. NCBI's taxonomy places the organism in Eukaryota, Metazoa, Porifera, Demospongiae, Tetractinellida, Geodiidae.
AUGAACUCUACAAGCAGUGACCUCUGUGACCCCAGCCCAGGGCUCUACCAGCAGAUCGUGGGAACUGGACUGUUUCUGGUGGCGUGGCCUCUGGUGGUGAUUGAUUCGAGGUUCCUCCCACUUGGCCGGCCAGCCGCGGCUCUUCUCGGAGCAGCCAUGAUGGUGUUCUUCUCUGUCAUCUCCCAGGACGAGGUCUACGAGGUUGAAGCUCGCCAGGGUAACCUCCAAACCCUUUUCCUAUUGGUGGGUAUGAUGCUACUGGCCUACUAUUUCGACAGAGAAGGUCUCCUGCGAUUGCUUGCUCUCUCAAUCUUCGGCUCAACUAGCACACCGAUGCGCUCGGUGCUGUGGAGAGUGUGUCUCCUGGCUGGGGUCUUGGCUGCGUUCAUCACAAACGAUGCCACAGCUUUGGUUCUGAGUCCACUGUUGCUGAUUGAGUUCAAACGGCAGGGUCGUCCCCACAAGGAGAUCCUGCCUCUGGCUCUGGGGAUCACCACCUCUGCCAAUAUUGGCAGUGCAGCGACUGUCUUUGGAAACAGACAAAAUGCAGUCAUAUCUUCCGCAGCAGACAUUCCUCUCAUUGAGUUCUUGAAGACCGAGCUCCCCGCUGCCGUGCUGGGUUUAGCGAUCAGUGUGGGUCUGCUCUACAUCCUGUUCUACAGAGUUCUCUUUGGACAGAGGAGUGAGAAGGAGGACGAGGAAGAGAGAAAGGAAAGGAAAAGAGCGUAUGCAGAGGGUGUGGAGCUGCAGCCUUGCGCGGGGACCAUUGCCGAAGAGAGACACGCAACUUUUCUAGACCUAGACCACACCUCUGACCCCUUGCUCACUAGUCAGAUUGCUCAAGAAAGGGAGGCGAUGUUUGUUGGAGACCAGCUGAUUCCCUCUAGAUCUCAACACAGCAUUGGACACGGUCGCGCACGACUGUCAACCUCAUGCUCCCUACACAGUCUGAGUCGCGGUCGUAGCUGCCACAGUAUCAGCUCCCAUCACCACCAUGUGGGUCACAGUCCUGGGCCUGUGCUGGUGGAGGUAACCCUGCCAGAGAUCAGAGUCACGCACAGUCAGCCCAGGGUGGAAGGGGAAGAGGAAGAGGUGGUGGAGGUGUUGAGGGAGAGAGAUGUUGUUGUGGUGGAGUCCUACCCUGACCCCGUCCCCCUCACUACUCCACUCCGGGAGAGAGGACGCAGAGACCUUCUUUUCAUUGCCUGGUUGGCCUUCAUCUCAGUCCUGACUGUGGUUCUCCUGGCCCUGCCUCCUCCUCCAGUUGUCGCGGCAGAGUUCAACCUCGGGGUGGUCCCUCUGGGUGCAGCGAUCCUCACCAUGUUCGUCGACUCAAUCCUCAACAGGAGAACGUCGUUUGAGGCCAUAGCAAGCAUUGACUGGACAGUGGUCCUCAUGCUAAUGGGUCUGUUUGCUUGGCUGCGAGGGUUCCAAAAUACCUGUGUCCCCCACUUGGUGUUUGAGAGUCUUUCCCCAUAUAUGGACCUCCACACCUUCUCUGGCGCCAUACUCUUCACCGUUUUUGUUGUAGUGGGCUCCAACAUCUUCAGCAAUGUCUCGCUUACCAUCCUAAUGGUGGACAAGUUGCCCCUCCUCUUCUGUGGGGGUGUGGCCUGUCGCGGACCUCUGGGAGGACUCUUAUUAUCGUGGGUGGUGACAGUCUCGGGGAAUAUGACCCUCAUUGGAGCCAUCACCAACCUGAUAGUUGCGGAGAAGACACGCAGCAUUGCUGGGUACCGACUGACUUUCCUCAGAUAUGCCCGUUUCGGCCUCAUUUCCAGUCUCAUUGUCAUAUUCACUGGCCUUCCAGUUGUCUACACUCUUGCAAGAUACACCACCGAGUCCUAG